AUGGCGAAGCCCGCGGCGGCGGCUGCGGCGGCGGCGGCGUCGGAGGAGCUGAGCCAGGUGCCGGACGAGGAGCUGCUGCGCUGGAGCAAGGAGGAGCUGGCACGGCGGCUGCGGCGCGCCGAGGGCGAGAAGGUGGGCCUCAUGCUGGAGCACGGCGGCCUGAUGCGCGACGUGAACCGGCGGCUGCAGCAGCACCUGCUGGAGAUCCGCGGGCUCAAGGACGUGAACCAGCGGCUGCAGGACGACAACCAGGAGCUGCGCGAGCUCUGCUGCUUCCUCGACGACGACCGGCAGAAGGGGCGCAAGCUGGCGCGCGAGUGGCAGCGCUUCGGGCGCCACGCGGCCGGCGCCGUGUGGCACGAGGUGGCCCGCUCGCAGCAGAAGCUGCGUGAGCUCGAGGCGCGCCAGGAGGCCCUGAUGCGCGAGAACCUGGAGCUCAAGGAGCUGGUGCUGCUGCUGGACGAGGAGCGCACGGCGCUGGCGGCGGCGGGGGGCGCGGGCAGCGGCGGCGGCGGCGCGGGCUCCCGCAGCUCCAUCGACAGCCAGGCCAGCCUGAGCGGGCCGCUGGCGGGGGGCGCGGCGGGCGCGGGGGCCCGCGACGUGGGCGACGGCAGCAGCACGUCGAGCGCGGGCAGCGGCGGCAGCCCCGACCACCACCACCACGUCCCGCCCCCGCUGCUGCCCCCCGGGCCGCACAAGGCCCCCGACGGCAAGGCCGGAGCCACGCACCGGUCCCUGGACGACCUGUCGGCGCCACCGCACCACCGCAGCAUCCCCAACGGCCUGCACGAUCCCUCGUCCACCUACAUCAGGCAGCUGGAGACCAAAGUGAAGCUGCUGGAGGGUGACAAGCUCCUCGCACAGCAGGCGGGCUCCGGGGAGUUCCGGCCGCUGCGGAAAGGCUUCUCACCGUACCACUCGGAGUCCCAGCUUGCAUCCCUGCCGCCCUCCUACCAGGACUCGCUACAGAACGGCCCGGCUUGCCCUGUUCCUGAGCUGCCCUCGCCGCCCCCUGCCGGCUACAGCUCUGCAGGACAGAAGCCCGAGGCUGUCGUGCACGCCAUGAAGGUCCUGGAGGUGCACGAGAACCUGGACCGGCAGCUCCAGGACAGCUGUGAGGAGGACCUGAGCGAGAAGGAGAAGGCCAUCGUCCGCGAGAUGUGCAACGUGGUCUGGAGAAAACUGGGAGACGCCGCCAGCUCCAAGCCCUCCAUCCGGCAGCACCUGUCUGGGAACCAGUUCAAGGGGCCUUUGUAGGGCCGUUCUUCCGUGGGUGUGGGCUGGCCCUGCCUGGGGGUUCCCAAGGGGGCUUCAGGCCCCAGAUGUGGGCAGGACCUCCGGCUGAGCCACUGUCUUCUUUCUCUGUGGUGAAUUGUACAUAGGGCCCCGCUGCCGCGGCCUGCCACGCGGGUGGCCCGGCCUGCAUCUCCCGCCUCGCACACCAGCAAACUGGGAAGCCGGGACGCCGCUGACCGUCCCUGCGGCAGCGCAGCCGGGACAGCCUCAUGCCGCUCUGCGCCCGGCCCCGGCUCCACGAGGAGACGCUGAAGGCUGCUUCUGAAGUGCCAGGCCCAGGGACUGUCCCAGGCUUCUGUGUCUGGCCCUCCACCCCCAGCUGCCACCUGCACUGGACAGAGGCCACCGGCACCUGGAUGCUGAUGCGGGGGCACCACUUCUCGCCUGCCUGCCGGCCUGGCCCCCGGCCCGCCAAGCACUGGGUCCCCUGUGUCACGGACAGAGAAACUCACCCGUCCGUGGCUGGCUGGAGGCUGCUGUGGGGCUCUCAGCCCCUUCCUCUGACACUCAGUCUGGAGCCAGGGCCCCUCCCCUGCCCGGGGGGCUGUGCCCAGCCGCCCUGAUGUCAGCUGCUGCUUGUUUUUAAGAGUUCAUCACCCCCACCCCCAACACUCUCUGCAGUGUCCCCCCACCC
Molecule: messenger RNA, 1930 nt
Organism: Propithecus coquereli (Coquerel's sifaka)
Lineage: Eukaryota; Metazoa; Chordata; Mammalia; Primates; Indriidae
Gene: CCDC85C
Product: coiled-coil domain containing 85C
Exons: 6
Coding region: 1-1257 (418 amino acids)
Cellular component (GO): apical junction complex
Source: RefSeq, a predicted model, not a curated record